UGCCACUAUACCCCAGACUUGAUUCAUCAUGUCUUCGCCAAGUCGCGCUCAGAUUCUUGGGCUGUAUAGGAGCUACCUUGCCACGGCUCAAUCAUUCUCCUCGUACAAUUUCCGUACCUAUUUCCUGCGCCGCUCGCGAGACCUCUUCAGGUCCACUCUUCUGCCGCCUCAGCAAGCCGCCACUUCCUCGCCAUACUCAAAGGCUGGCACAGAGACAGUGAAAGUCUCGCCGCCGACGCUACUCUCCCCUUCUCCUUCUGCCCUCGCUUCGACAUCAUCCUCCAAGCUAUCUGCUCCACCUCCUUCCGGCGCAACAAAUCCAGCAAACGACGAAGGCAUCGAUGCCGAGAGGCUGAGGAUCUUCUAUCAGACCGCCGUCAAGGAUCUAGCAGCGCUGAAGAGGGCGGCGUUGAUGAAUAGAAUCUACGAGGGCGACAAGCUCGUCGUGGAGAAGCCUCAACUCAUCGUCGGUGGCGGGGGAGCGGGAGCCGAGGCCAGUACGGGUGGUUCUGGUCAACCGAAUGCCACAGAACAGAGCAGCGGGGGCGCUCCAAGGUCAAGCUGAGCGGUUGAGCGGGGCCGAAAUGAAAUAGAGAAUUUGGAGGCCACGAUUUCAGAGGAUGUUUUAUGCUUUCACUAAUGCCAUCGAGUACAUAUUCCUGAAAUGACUGUCCAGUACAUUGGGCAGGAACAGUCUGCAGACUUCAGUAAAUUUGGGCGAGCGAAUCUCUGCUACUUAGGUGGGGCCAGACCGUCUGGGCCCGUGGGACAAUUGGCUACGCAACAUGACCUGCCUGGACUUGCUGUGGACAUCUAUGAGCGCUCGACAAUAAUACUUCGAUGCAGCUGUGGCCCGCCGCUGCCUUUUCCCGUACGAAGAGGACAGGUUUGAGACUCUGCCCACGCCCCCUCUUCCUGCUGGUUUCAUCGACACACUCAUGGCAUCCACGUCAUGCUCAUCGAUCCAGCCUGGACGUUCAUACCUUGACGCGAGUGCCACACUCCGACUGGCGCCCGCUGAUCGAGGGCGGCAAGGGUGCAGCAAUCGGAACGGAACGGAGGGG
Microstroma glucosiphilum is the source of this 1064-nucleotide messenger RNA. RefSeq lists its product as hypothetical. Gene Ontology annotation, cellular component: mitochondrion; L-cysteine desulfurase complex. The record is from RefSeq and is a predicted model, not a curated record. The transcript has 2 exons. Gene Ontology annotation, biological process: iron-sulfur cluster assembly. NCBI's taxonomy places the organism in Eukaryota, Fungi, Basidiomycota, Exobasidiomycetes, Microstromatales, Microstromataceae. The coding region runs from base 29 to 565 and encodes 178 amino acids.